AUGAGAUCCAAUUUAGCAGAAAAUGAAAAUACAGCGGAAAAUUUAAAGUUUGCAUUAGAUAAUCCUUUGUUUAGUGAUAUAAAGCUAAAAGGAAACGACGGAGAAGAAAUAAAUGCUCAUCGAAUAAUAUUAGUGGCACGUUCAGAGGUGUUUAGGCUCAUGUUAUUGAAUGAAAUGAAAGAAUUCACGCAAAAUGUGAUAGAAUUUCCAGAGUUUUCCUCGAAAACUUUACACGUUAUUCUUGAAUAUUUAUAUACCGGGAAAGUGACCGAGAAGACGUUGAAGAUAGAAAUCAUUGCUAAAGCUUUUCAUAGUGCUGAUUAUUUUUUACUUGAUCAACUAAAACUUCAAAUUACUGAGUUUGUUCUACAUGAUAUAAAGAACAAGGAAAAUAAGAUAAAUAUUUCAGCCAAGAUCCUAUCUCAACUUUUGGAAUGUAUGGAUAAUGUUAAUAAUGAUUUAGUUGAUACACUUUACAAUAUCAUUAAUUCUGCUCCAUUAAAAUCUAUUGAAUAUUGUAAUUUAAACGAUAAAGCGUUGAAGUGUGUUUUAUCAAAGAACAAAAAGGAAGAGAAUAAUCUUGAAUAUGAAUUAUUAUAUUACAUCAUAUUAUGGGCUGCGAAUAAAAUCUCGGAAGAAGCUUUAUUAUUUUAUAAGUCAUAUUUACCUUCUCCAGAAAUUAUUGAAAUAUUUAUCACUACACACGUGAAAGGGUGGAACGGUAAUUUCCUAUCUAACCCGGAAGAAUCUCAUGCUAAAUACCGGUCAGCAAUGUUAUCAAUGACUUCAUCUUUACUUAAAUAUGUGGAUUUAGGACAAAUUCAUCCAUCGGUCAUUUCCGAAAUAAUUGAACCUCUUGACGGUAUAAUUGAUUCAAAUAUGUUAUUAGAUACAUAUCGGAAAAAAGCUUUAUUAGCUGAAACUUAUCUUAAUAUAUUGAAGAAUGUUGCUUCGUUUCAAUGGGAUGGUCGCGCGCGUGGUAAUAAAAUGCGAUUUGAUAAAAGUCCUUCUAUUGCUUUUACGAAUUUACCUGAUGUAGUUUAUCCUGCAGUAUCUUUAAACGCACCUGGAAGGGCGAAGAUUCAAUGUGCUUGA
Molecule: messenger RNA, 1095 nt
Organism: Funneliformis mosseae
Lineage: Eukaryota; Fungi; Glomeromycota; Glomeromycetes; Glomerales; Glomeraceae
Source: the annotation of a GenBank genome assembly